GGAGAACUACUAGCCUUCAUUCUUCGCUUCUUCGAAAAAAAAAAUAUCUACUUGUAGUGCGUGUGCGUGGUCGUCGUCCAUCCAGCGUCCAGCCGUCCUGGAGACCUGGAGUAGCCGCGCCAUAGCCCGGCCGGUAUCACUUGUCUCAUCACAAACAGUUCGCCGUACGGCCGGGGAUCCAUGGCAAAGGAGAUCAGGACGACGUGAAUUGAAGGGCGAUGAUGGCCUCGCCGUCGCCGCACAUGAUGUUGUUGUUAUUCCUCACAUCAGCUCUACUAGCAGCAGCCGUGCGGCCAGCAACGAGCUCGUCGUCGCCGCCGCCGUCCGGCACCUCGCCGGAGCACGUACCGACCUUCUGCUCCGGGCAGGCUCCUGACUCCAACAACUCCUCCUCCUCCCUGGCUGUCGACGCCGUGUUCCGCGAGGACGAGUACACGGCGACCGUCGUGUUCAACGCGACCCCACCGCGUUUGCCUGCGCCGGCUGCACAUCCUCCUCCCCUUGCGCCGCCCCCUGCCGGUCAUACCCCACCACCGCGUUUGCCUCCGCCGGCUGCAGUACAUAGUCCCCUUGCGCCCCCUGCAGGUUAUUCGCCACGGCCUCCACCAGCCGCAUCGCCCGUUGAAACACAGCUCGCGCAACAAAGCCACGGGAAGAAGACGCCGAAGACACUCAUAAUGCUGAUCCUUUCUAUUGCAACCGGAAUAGUGGUUAUCACCGUCAUCCUUCUUGUACACAUCUGGUAUCGUCGUCGAAAGCAUUCAAAUAAGAUGCAACAUGUCGUAGCAGCUGGCAUUCCAGGUGAGAACAUGUAUGACCAAGAAGACGGGCAAUGGAGCAUGGAAGAUGAAGAGGACAAGGAUGGAGAGAGAAUGACCUGCCAACUCUACAGCUACCAAGUUCUUGAGGCUGCAACAUGUCACUUCUCAAAUAGAAACAAGCUAGGGAGUGGUGGAUUUGGAACAGUGUACAAGGGCAUACUUGCGAACGGAAGAGAAGUGGCGGUGAAAAGACUCAGGGAUUCCAAGCGGAACCUGCAAGAACUUGAGAGGGAGAUCUCCAUCGUGGCCACUUUGUGCCAUAAGAACCUCGUUAGGUUUUUAGGGUACUGCUUCCAAGACGAAGGGAAGUUUCUCGUCUACGAGUAUGUACCCAAUAAUAGCCUCGACAAAUUCGGGUACAAAGCAUGUUCCCAGUCACAGAAGCUAGAAUGGGCUACAUGGUUCAACAUCAUCUUAGGGGUCGCCCGUGGCCUCCAGUUUCUCCAUGACAAGGGAAUCAUUCAUAGAGAUUUGAAGCCACACAAUGUACUUCUCGAUGAAAACGUCACCCCCAAGAUCGCCGACUUCGAUCUCAUGAGGACGUACGAUAAACAGAAGACCCACGAGAGCACGGAGAAGGUCGCCGGAACAUUUGGUUACAUAGCGCCUGAAUGCACGUCCGGCCGGAAGUUCCUGCUGUCGAUCAAGUCCGACGUGUACAGCUACGGCGUCCUGGUGCUGGAGGUCAUCACCGGCCACAAGAUCUACACGUUCGAAGGCCAAAAAUCCGAAGGCCUCGUCGAAUACGUGUGGCAGCACUGGGAAGAGAAGAGAGCAGGAGACAUCAUGGACGACGACCUGCUGGGCGUCGCGGGCCAAGAGCUCGCGGCGCGGCAGGCACAGAGGUGCGUGCACGUCGCGCUGCUCUGCGUGCAGUCAGAUCGGUCAAGGAGGCCGACCAUGGGGCAGGUCAUCGCCAUGCUGACAAGUGACGACGGCGGGAUGGAGCUGCCAGAGCCGUCUCUGCCCGGGUACCUUGUCGUCGUCCACCCAAGGGCUCUGGUCCGGCUGCCAUGUCUCGGGUAUAGGUAGCUAGGGAUGAAAAUGAAAAUGGUAAUUUCGAAGUAUCAGAAAUCGUUUUCGAGAUUUUAUCGAUUUUUGUGGCUAAACGGAAACUGUAGCGGUUACCGUGAAAACGGAAACAGAAUCGGUAAUGCAAUCCGAAAAUGAGAAUGUUUUGCACUCUUCCGAUCACUUUCGAAGAUUACCAUAGGAUUUACUGUGGUGAAUCUGAUCUUCGGUAAAACAAAUCGUCGUGUCCAUUCUUGAUU
Molecule: messenger RNA, 2092 nt
Organism: Panicum virgatum (switchgrass)
Lineage: Eukaryota; Viridiplantae; Streptophyta; Magnoliopsida; Poales; Poaceae
Product: proline-rich receptor-like protein kinase PERK9
Exons: 7
Coding region: 219-1853 (544 amino acids)
Biological process (GO): protein phosphorylation
Molecular function (GO): ATP binding; protein kinase activity
Source: RefSeq, a predicted model, not a curated record